AUACAUUAUGAUGGAAGACCACUCUGUUAGUCAUAUCUCAAAAAAAACAAGAAAAAAAUGCCAUCAUCUAUAAUGUCAAAAAUUCUGUUUGGUCUUCUCUUUACUAUGCUGAUAAUUCUGCAAAACUCAAAUGGACAAAUGGAGGAAUGGUGCAUAGCUGAUGAACAGACACCACAUGAUGUACUUCAAAUGGCACUAGAUUGGGCUUGUGGAAGAGGAGGUGCUGAUUGCAGUAAGAUACAAAGGAACAAAUCUUGUUAUAAUCCUAAUACUCUACUCGACCAUGCUUCCUAUGCUUUCAAUAGUUACUAUCAAAAGUUCAAGAAACAAGGUGCUACUUGUUACUUUCGUUCUGCUGCCAUGAUCUCUAAUCUUGAUCCCAGUCAUAACUCAUGCAAGUAUGAGUAUAUUCCCUGAUCACUUAAACACAGGAAGUCAAUUCAUAAUGCUACUUUACCUCUUGUUUUAGGUCAUGAUUUCAUUUCCAGAAAAUGCAGUGUUUUCUUUCAAUGAGUUAUUUUGUUGUUUGCUUUAUUGGGGUAUUUUCUUAGUAGCCAGGAACGUCAAAGGCUAUCUGGUAUCUCCAUGAGAUCCGCGGUUCCGCGUUCCCAAGUGAGAUCCGUGUUAGGAGCGCGC
Molecule: messenger RNA, 636 nt
Organism: Papaver somniferum (opium poppy)
Lineage: Eukaryota; Viridiplantae; Streptophyta; Magnoliopsida; Ranunculales; Papaveraceae
Product: glucan endo-1,3-beta-glucosidase 1-like
Exons: 3
Coding region: 58-417 (119 amino acids)
Source: RefSeq, a predicted model, not a curated record